AUGAGACAGUCGCCGGGGAAAGAGACAGUCGCCGGGGAAAGAGACAGUCGCCGGGGAAAGAGACAGUCGCCGGGGAAAGAGACAGUCGCCGGGGAAACAGACCGUCGCCGGGGAAACAGACCGUCGCCGGGGAAACAGACCGUCGCCGGGGAAACAGACCGUCGCCGGGGAAACAGACUGACCCCGGGGAAAAAGACCGUCGCCGGGGAAAAAGACCGUCGCCGGGGAAAAAGACCGUCGCCGAGGAAAAAGACUGUCGCCACGGAAAAAGACCGUCGCCGGGCAAAAAGACCAUCGCCGGCAAAAAGACCGUCGCCGGGCAAAAAGACCGUCGCCGGGAAAAAAGACCGGCGCCGGGAAAAAAGAUCGUCGCCGGGAAAAAAGACCGUCGCCGGGGAAAAAAGACCAUCGCCGGGAAAAAAGAACGAUGCUACAAAAAAGACCGUCACCGGGAAAAAAGACCGUCGCCGGGAAAAAAGACCGUCGCCGGGAAAAAAGACCGUCGCUACAAAAAAGACCGUCGUCGCUACAUAA
This is a messenger RNA of Schistocerca piceifrons (Central American locust), 534 nucleotides long. Its product is annotated as cylicin-2-like. NCBI's taxonomy places the organism in Eukaryota, Metazoa, Arthropoda, Insecta, Orthoptera, Acrididae. The transcript has a single exon. Bases 1 to 534 code for a protein of 177 amino acids. The record is from RefSeq and is a predicted model, not a curated record.